UGAGUCCCAAUCGCAAUACCUCUUUCAGCAAUGGCGACAACUCCGAUGAUCCCACCUGCCGCCGGCGCAAAUCCGGCCAUGGACGGCAUCACGCCACCAGCACAAGCUCCACCGCCUCCCGGAACUGACAUGACCGGAAUCAGCUUCCGGGACCAGCUAUGGCUAAACACAUAUCCACUCGAUCGAAACCUAGUUUUCGAUUACUUCGCCUUGUCUCCGUUCUACGAUUACUCGUGUAAUAACGAGCAGCUUCGCCUCCGCGCUAUUCACCCCCUCGAUAUAUCACAGCUUUCGAAGAUGACCGGAACAGAGUUUAUGUUGAGUGAAGUAUUGGAGCCGCAUCUAUUUGUCUUUAGGAAGCAAAAGAGGGAUGGCCCUGAGAAAGUGACGCCCAUGCUAACUUAUUACAUUUUGGAUGGUUCAAUAUACCAAGCGCCUCAGCUUUGCAACGUGUUUGCAUCUCGAGUUGGACGUGCUCUGUACCAUAUAUCAAAGUCUUUUAAUACUGCAGCAUCAAAGUUGGAGAAAAUUGGAUAUGUUGAUUCUGAAAACGAGAGUAAAUCCUCUGAAACAAAAGCUGCCAAAGAGACCAUUGACAUUAAGGAACUUAAGCGGCUGGACCAUAUUCUUGCAUCACUUCAACGCAAGGUAUAUUCAUGUGGAAAGAAUAACCGUGCUGUUAAGUCUCAUGUCUGGAGUCUUUGGACAGAGACUAUCUCGAUUCUCGACUGUGACUUAGCUUCAAUUCAAUUUCUUCUUUGCCACCACUGA
Messenger RNA from Striga asiatica, 771 nucleotides. The record is from the annotation of a GenBank genome assembly. NCBI's taxonomy places the organism in Eukaryota, Viridiplantae, Streptophyta, Magnoliopsida, Lamiales, Orobanchaceae.